UGCUACGGCUUCCUCCAUAUGACAUCACUGCCUUUGCAGCCAUAGCAGGAAAGAAAGGAUGGUGUCUGGAAUUUGGGGGUUGAACUAAACGAUGUUGCAUUGCAGGUACUAAUAUGGUUAAUGCUGGAAACAUGAAUGGGUCUGGAAAUUUGAUGGAUUUCUUGGAUGAACCUUUCCCCGAUGUUGGGACAUAUGAAGACUUUCAUACCAUUGAUUGGUUGAGGGAGAAGUCACGUGACACAGACAGGCAUAGAAAGAUUACAAACAAAAGCAAGGAGUCAAUAUGGGAGUUCAUCAAAAGUUUACUAGAUGCCUGGUCGGGAUGGGUUGUGAUGCUUCUUAUAGGACUGCUGGCAGGCACAUUAGCUGGAGUUAUCGAUUUGGCGGUGGACUGGAUGACAGAUCUGAAAGAAGGUGUCUGUUUAUCCGCAUUCUGGUACAGCCAUGAGCAGUGCUGCUGGACAUUUAAUGAAACUUCUUUUGAGGACAGGGACAAAUGUCCGCAGUGGCAAAAGUGGUCUGAACUUCUAGUUAACCAGUCUGAGGUAUGUCUACACCUUUCAAAUAAUUUUCACUGUUCUUCCCUGCACAGUUAAUAUUUUAGCAAGGAA
This is a messenger RNA of Podarcis muralis (Common wall lizard), 611 nucleotides long. The record is from RefSeq and is a predicted model, not a curated record. Lineage: Eukaryota; Metazoa; Chordata; Lepidosauria; Squamata; Lacertidae.